Messenger RNA from Ornithorhynchus anatinus (platypus), 2375 nucleotides. It is a transcript of the gene MAS1, whose product is annotated as MAS1 proto-oncogene, G protein-coupled receptor. Gene Ontology annotation, molecular function: angiotensin receptor activity. The transcript has 3 exons. Gene Ontology annotation, cellular component: membrane. NCBI's taxonomy places the organism in Eukaryota, Metazoa, Chordata, Mammalia, Monotremata, Ornithorhynchidae. Gene Ontology annotation, biological process: G protein-coupled receptor signaling pathway. The record is from RefSeq and is a predicted model, not a curated record. The coding region runs from base 876 to 1865 and encodes 329 amino acids.
CCAAAGCAGGGAAUGGCAAAUGCUAGGCCGGGAACUUGGGGUGUUUUUUUUUUUUUUUUUCUUUCUCUCCUCAUCCAUCUCUGUGACACAUCUCCCUCACUUGGGAUUCUCUCUUUCCCUUCCCCUUUCUCUGUACUAUUUUCGCUUCCCCUUGCUCUGCGUUAUUUUCCCUCAUCCAUGCUCCUCAUUUCCCAGGGAGGGGAUGCUUUUUCUGGCCUCUCUUUCCCAGGAUCUGUUCUUCACGCCUCCCUAGAGGUAGCCCGGGGACCCGAGGUGUUCGGCGUGGCUUCGAGUUUUGGGCCUCUCUUUCUCUGACCUGGCAAGGGCUCCAGAGGCUUCACCUCGUCCUCGGACGGAAUCCAAAGCAGGUGGGCUGGGCACGCGACCCCAGCGCCUUCAAACGCCACAUCCGUCCAGCAAGCCACCCCCAGGUCGGCGAGCGAGCGGCCGUUCUCCGCCACGGUCGGCCGGAGCCUUCUAGGGGGUUUUCGGGGCGGCCCGCCGCCCCCCUCUCCAGAUCGCUGCCCUGCUCCCGCUGCGGUUCACCGGGAAGUUUUCCAGUUGGAUGUGUCAGCGCGUCACGCCGUUUGAAGCACAGCUUCUCCCGAUAAGCGUGGGACCAUCUGCUCGGCGCAUCGCGAACGUUUUCCGCGGAGAACCGAGGUUCCAGCCUCCCUCCGGGGAGCCGGGUGGGGCUGGAGGGGAGAGGGGCCGGCAGAUGGGCGGAGGGUCCGUCGCCUGCGGCCGGUUGACCCACGAUGGCGGAAGGUCUUCUCCUUUCUUCUCUGACGCCCUUCCUGGGAGAGAUACACCCGCUCGCUGAUCCCAUGGACUCCUCAGAACGGACGCCCUAAAAGUCCCACCCUGCGGCCCCCAUGGAUGCGUCCAACGCGACCUCCCUUUUCACCGAGGAGCCCGCGAACGUCUCCGCCGGCAAAAACGCUUCUGCCGGGAACUUCCACUGGGAGAUCCCGAUUGUCCAUUGGGUGAUCAUGGGGAUCUCUCCCCUGGGCUUCGUGGAAAACGGAAUUCUCCUCUGGUUCCUCUGUUUCCGCAUGAGGCGGAAUCCCUUCACCGUUUACAUCACCCACCUGUCCGUGGCCGACAUCUCUUUGCUCUUCUGCAUCUUCAUUCUGUCGGUCGACUACGCCCUGGACUACGAGCUCUCUUCUGGGGACUACUACACGAUAGCCACUCUGUCCGUGACUUUUCUGUUCGGGUACAAUACGGGUCUCUACCUCCUGACGGCCAUUAGCGUGGAACGGUGCCUGUCUGUCCUUUAUCCCAUCUGGUACCGCUGCCACCGUCCGAAGCAUCAGUCGGCUUUCGUCUGCGCCUUGCUGUGGGCGCUUUCCUGCCUGGUGACCACCAUGGAAUACGUCAUGUGCAUCGAUAUCCCCGGCAAGGAGCAACUGAACGACCAGCGGGCGGACUGCCGGGCGGUGAUCCUCUUCAUCUCCGUCCUCAGCUUCCUGGUCUUCACCCCCCUGAUGGUGGUCUCCAGCUUGAUCCUGGUGGUCAAGAUCCGCCGAAACGCCUGGACUUCCCAUUCGUCCAAGCUGUACAUCGUCAUCAUGGUCACCAUCGUCGUAUUCCUCAUCUUCGCCACGCCCAUGAGGCUCCUUUACCUUCUGAACUAUCAGUACUGGUCCACCACUUUUAAGAACCUGCAUCACGUUUCCCUCCUUUUCUCCACCAUCAACAGCAGCGCCAAUCCUUUCAUCUAUUUCUUCGUGGGCAGCAGUAGGAAGAAGAGGUUCAAGGAGUCCUUGAAAGUGGUCCUCAACAGAGCGUUUAAAGAUGAGGUACAACCGAGGCGCCAGGAGGACGUCUCUAAUUCCAUCACUAUUGAAACUGUAGUGUGACAUUCGGCGGUGAAAUUUGGAGCGGGAGGCAAGGUUAGUCUGGAUCUUGGACUGGUGAGCUCCGUGGCUCGCAAAAGGAACUCGGUACGGCGCUUAGUACCGUGCCCGGCACCCUAGUAAGUGCUUAACGAGCACCAUAAAAAAAAAAACCACCACCUCUACAUGCAUCUUAUAUAUGAAACAGUCGAACUCCUCAUGCAUGCACACUAGCAAACCCCGGGAUGAUCCUACUCCGAUACCUUAUUCUCUGGAACUGCUCUAGUUGUGCUCUGACCCCUUUGGAAACGUUCCUUUUCAGGAUGAUCUUUUCUUCAUUGAGAUCCCGUCGGAAGUAACGUGAGGACCUCAGUAAAGGGACUUUGGUUAAGGUUCACCCACCUUUGUGAAAAAGCAAUCGGGUUAUUUGUUGAAUCUUGGUGGCGGGGGGGUGGGGAGCGUCUAUUAAAUGAUGAGGGGUGGAAGGCUCCUAUCUCUGUUUUGUGAAAAAUAAAUAAUCUCGUCCUAUGGAAA